GGCUCAAUAGCGCCUCGCACGUUGGCCGCGCAACAACACGUCGCGUCUAGUGUUCCCAGCUGCAAUUGUGUCCUGGCUCUUGGCCGUCAACGCCGGCGUGCGAAUCGCGUCGAUUGUGUCGAUCCGCAGUCGCUAAGCUCAAGUCGAAGUCAAGUCGUGUCCGAUACAUAUCCAAAGCAUAUCCAUACGCUUCUAUACACUCACGCAUUAUUUUUCUUGUUUUUGUUUGCGUUCUUUUGUUGUGGUCGCAGUUGCCGCUUGAUGGCCGCUCGGGUAGUCCAAAGUCAAGUACAGUGAGUGCUGUCUGUGUGCGUACGCAAUAGCAACACCAACACCAACACCAACACCACCAACAACACCACCAACAACACCAACAUCAUCAACAACAACCACAACAUCAACAAAAAUAAUAAUAUUCACAAUCGUAGUCGUUGUCGCUGUUGGCUGCUGCCGCGUUAUUUCCGUUUCCGUCUGCCGCUCUUUGCGCUUAUCCUGCAAUUACUUAAGAGUCUCGGCUGUCGGAGCCGGCAGCCAGAAGACGCUCACCGAGGUGGCAGCGGUAACACCAUGCCCGCUCAGACGUUGCCCAAACGGCGGACGCUCCUUCCCUAUCCGCUACUGCUGCUGCUGCUUUUAUUCGCGGCCAGUCAACCCGCCAAGGCGGCCGGAAAUGAUGCGAUUUCCGCUGCCAGCGGUCGUCGCCAUAUCCAGUCCGAGGCGCCAUUCCUCACGCGGAUGAAACGUGACGCCAGGAGCAAGGAGGCCAUCACCGAUGAGGACGCUGCAGCUGCCUCAAUGCAGUCGCAGCAGCAGCCGCAAGAGCCCUUGGAUUUUUCAGCCUAUGUGAAUGAUUUCAAUUUGCAAGCUGAGGCCACCAUACCCGAGGACAUAUUUGACCAGCACGAUGGCGACAUUGUAGACAAUGCGGCCUCCCAGCUGCAAUAUGCCGAGCCUGCGGAUGACGAAGCUGACGAUUCCGAUGCGGCUGAUAUUAUACUUGAAUCUCAAAGGCCCACUUCAAGGAAUUUCACUGUUUACCUUGCAAAAGAUGGCAAGACAGUCAAGAAGAAAUACCAUAACAGCAACAACAACAACAACAACAACAACAAAGACAACAACAACGGCAACAACAAUAAAAACCACUACAACUACAAAUUGAAAAACAAUAAAGAGAGCAUGCUGCCAAAGAGAGUUGCCAAUGAAGAAGAAGCAGAUGAAGAGACAGCGUCAGCUACAAAAUCCACUUCCGGUGACGACAACGACAGCGCCAAAGACAACAACAACAACAGCAACAGCAACAGCAACAACAACGAUAAGGCCAACAACGACAAGGACAGCAACGAGGACGAGGAAUACAACGAGCAGGAGGCUGGGGACACGGCUGAGGACAAUGUAGAGGAUGAGAAGCCAAACGCGAACUUUGGCAGCAAAAGUUUUGCGUAUAAAAAAUUUAAGAACAUGCACGAACAGCAAAAUCAACAGAGCCAAAAGGAGCAACAGCAGCAGCAGCAGCAGCAACAGCAGCAGCAGCAGGCAAAUGGCAACGGACCAGCCCAGCAGAUGGAGAGUGUUGCAGGGCAAGAUGAUGCGGAACGGCAAUGGCAGCGACAGCGAGAGCCACAGAAGGCUGGUGUGGAGCAGCUGUUUGAUUCCAUUGAAAUAUUAAAUGAACGAAAAUUUAAUAAAGCGCCGGGCCAAUCAACGUUGCAAGCAACUGAGGAUGUGGCCGGCGAGGACAUAAUGGCAAUCGGCGAUAUUGAGGACAAUUUUGGUAAUGAUCAAGUAUUGGCGGAAAACAUUAUGUCCACAAUUGACAAUGAUGAAUCAGCAGCAAGGGAGACUACGUCUCCGGCUACCAGCACCAGCUACACAACGACAACAACAAACCAGCCAACUACUGUUGCUCCUGAUCCAACAACAACAGCAGGCACAUCGAACAGCUCAAGUAGGCGGAAUAUGUCGCCAGCCAUUGGACGCAAGCAGAAGCGACAUGGCAGCGGCGCCAAUACUAAUGUCUGGCUUGGAGGCAGAUACUAUGGCAAGAACAACUACGACAUAGGCCGAAUUUGGACGCACCAUCACGAGAACGCCAACACAGAUUUUCAAAUGGAGUCCAGCGACGUGGGAGAGCUGCACUACUUUGAUGCUGGAGAGAAUCCGAGAAGCAGCGAAGAUAUUGCCAGUGAAUCACAAGCCAAUUACUUGAGCUACUUGGGCCAGACAAUAAAUGAAACCAAGCAGCAACAGCAGGAACAACAACAACAACAACAACAGCAGCAGCAGCAGCAGGACUCUCGUUUCCAGGACGAUGAGUACGGAGAGCAGCGGGCGCCACAACUGGAAUCGGAAUCUGCAUUGCGUUAUCAUCCGGAUGCCACCACCACCGAGUCACCAUCGGCCUUUGAGCGCUUUAAGGCGCUGCGGCGCAGCAAUCGCCGGAAUGGUCACAAGAGUCACAAGAAGCGCUACAAGGACUACCUCAAGCACAAUAUCAGGCUAACCCCCAGGUACGCGCUUAAGCUGCGCAAGGAGCGGGAAGAGCGCGAGCGAGUAUGGCAACAGCAGCGGGAACAGGAGAAGCAACAGGAGCAGGAGCGGCUGCUGGAGCAGGAACAGGAGCAGGAACAGGAGCGUGAAGAGAGACACUCUCAUGCAGCGCCGAUCUUUGCCCUGGGCAUGCGACCACAACGCAUGACGCCCAAACCCUUCUACGAGGGUCAAGUGAACUACUACGACCAUCAAGAGAAUAUACAGCCGCCACCCCUAGACGCCCAUCAUACGGAAAUGGAACGUCUAAUUGCUAACGACAAUGGCAACUGGUAUCGACGCAUCAGUCCAGUGCUGCGCAAUGGCGUCAAAAGCAGUGAACAGCAGCAGCAGCAGCUGCAGCAGCCGCAGCCGCAGCAUCAGGUGAAGCACCAUCAUCAUCUGAAGCAUCAUCAUCACCAGCAUCAUCACAAGCAUGCUCGCAUGCAGCGUUUACCGAAUCCCUAUCAGCGCAAGGCAACAGCGGCCCAGUCGGCGGCACCCGCUACAACGCCAGAGCCGCCGCUGCCGCCACCGAAGCCGCAAUUAGGCCAUCAGAUCACUGAGCUGGAGCAGCUGGAGCGCUAUUAUGCCAAGUGGCCGCAUCUAGCACGCGUACAGUUUCAGGUGUACGACGAACACUAUCGCGAAGCUCAUCCAGAACUCUAUACCGAUUACGAUGCGGACGAUGACUAUGAGACAGCUGCCGAGCUGGAGGAGGCACAGCAGGAUCAUGGCGAGGAGGCCAAUCUGCCGCCGUAUAUCAAAAAGUACAAUCGACGCAAUAAACAGCUGCUCAAUCUGCUCGAGGGUACAUUGCCGCCGGCUACGCCUACGCCCACGUUCAACGGCCUCUGGAGCGGCUCCCAACUGCAGCCGGGUCCACACGAAUCGGCACCCAUACGACUGGACGAUGAUUACGUUAAACAGAAGCGACGUCGCUAUCAGCAGCGCUACGAAGAUCUCUUUGCCCAGCAGCACGGCGGCAGCACCACGACGACAACAACAACAACGACGCCCGCAACGCUCACCAGCAGCCUGUCCAACCAGCUGCCCGAAGAGGAAAAGCAAUUGAAUGAUGAUGAACAUCGCCAGUCAGCUGCCGUUGAUUUCUGGCAAAGGGAGGUGGACACCAAAGCGUUGCCACAGUCGCCACCCGCCGCCGCCGCCGCCGCCGCCGCCGUUGCCGUCACCGUCGUGCAUUCCACCCCAAAGCCGGCACUCUUUAAGCUGCCCCUCUACCCGGCUAUAACGGACAGCUUCUUGGGCACGCCGCGCAGCCGCAGUGCACAGUUUGUGGCGAAUGUAGCCGGACGUGGUCAGAGCAGCUGGCAUGCUGCUGCCCCGGCCGCCGCGAGCUCUGUUGAUGAUGAUGAUAGCACUCCGAUGCCGCCAUCCUCGCCGCUCAAUUCGUUUGUCUAUCAUCGUGUCGUGGAUGGAAUUGGCGCUGCCAACUCCCUCUCCUCAUCGUCCGCAGCCAGCCGGAAGCAACGUUUGCCCUUUGUGGCCAUCACGGAUCGACGGCUGGAGAACAUCAGCGCCCAUAAGUUGCUCGGAGAACGACACAAAGACUUUGAGCAGAAUCACUUUCCAAUGCCUUAAGCCGCUCUACAACAGGAAGAUCGAUAUCACGGACGUCAAAAUAGAACUAGAAGAACAACCACAAACGAAAUCAGCAGCAACAUACGAGAAUGGAAAGCCAGUUUAAACCAAAGCGAAAGAAAAGGGAUUUCGACUCGAAUUUUUGUUUAAGCCAUGUCAAUGCUAUCAAAGCAGGAGGAAUUAGGAUAUGGCUAAACAUAAGGAAAAUCGAAGCCUAGCAAGUUUACGACUCCCAAGCAUAACUGAUCUACGAUCUUUUUAGUAAUCGGUAAUCGAGUGCAACUAAUCGAUCAACAAUGCGCAUACAACUCGCCUUAAAAAUAGUUCGCUUUCCCCUUGGUUUAAGCCGGUUUCCCAUUGCUAAUCUAAACCUAAAAAAUAGACAUAAAUUUCAGUAGUUGCUUCUGAAUUAAAUCUUAUGUUUCGAGCGAUGAGUACUGUACUUAGUUAUAAUUUUGAUUCGCAUCUGAGAGCAGGUGAAAAAACCUAAAAAAAAA
Molecule: messenger RNA, 4625 nt
Organism: Drosophila virilis
Lineage: Eukaryota; Metazoa; Arthropoda; Insecta; Diptera; Drosophilidae
Product: alpha-protein kinase 1
Source: RefSeq, a predicted model, not a curated record